UCAACCAAAAAUAUAAAUUAAUGCACUUUAAGAGAGAGAAAAUAAGUAGAUAGCGAAAAUAAGUAGAGAGAGGGAGUAAAUGGAGGCAGGGCGCGAGAGAGAGAGCUGUCUCGUGAACCCAGUAAGUGAAGAAAAAGCUCUUUUCUUUCCUGUACUCUCUUCUUCUUCUUCUUUCUUCGUCCACAUACUCUCUUUACUCUCCAUACCUUCUCUGUAAAAACCUUGCUUUCUCCCUAAAGCAAUUCCGUUUCUAACUCUAACAUUCACAUUCAUUCUUUCCUUACCUUUUGAAUCACGGGAUCCCCAUCAAUUCUUUUUCUCUUUUCCGUUUCUAUCCCUUUUCAUGUAUUCUUUAAAGUUUCAAUCUGUCUCUCUCCAUUGUUGCUUCACAUUGAUGAGAUACACUGAGGGAAACUGAAAAAAGAACCCAACCGGAGAGGGAAAAGUGUAUACACAGAGGAUUGUAUAGAGGAGAGUGAGUGUGGGAGUGUGUGAAAAUGUCGCAUCAGGGGAAAUCUACGUCGGAGCUACGGUUACAAGCGCUGUCGGAUCGGUUAAGGAAUACGCUAAGUUACGAUGAAGAGGAUAACGGUGUCAACGUUAAUAAGCCGGACUUUCGGGAACUCGAUCUGGGAUCGCCUGUUUCGCCGCUGCGGCAUCGGGCUUGUAGAGUCAGUGCCUCCACCGCCACUACACCCAGCAGCAGUUCCAGUUCCUCUGGAUCGGUGUCUGGCCGGAGCACUGCCGGGGUCCACUCGAAUCCACCUAGGAAAUCCAAUUCCAACAGUCACUCAGGUGAGCUUUCGAGUUGUUCCGUGGGAAGUUCCCCAUCGGCGGUGCGUAACUCCAAUCCUGGUAAUACUCGCACCGCUUCGGGCGGUACUCACCAGUUAAUUUACUCCAGUGGUGGCUCUGUCAACUCUCCAGCGGUCAAUGUGCUCCCCAACGGGAACAUUUGCCCUUCCGGCAGGGUCUUAAAGACCGGCAUGGCCAGUAGGCCAACUAAGACAGACGUUUUGGGGUCUGGGACGGGCAAUUACGGCCAUGGCAGCAUAAUGCGGGGUGGUCCUUCAUCAAAGCCCAGCGUCACAAAGGACAGCCGACCCAUAAAUUACUCGAGAGGAUUAAUAGUUGGUGGAGAGUCAGUGAAGAGAACGGGAACAUAUAAUAAUGAUGAUGCAGAGGAGUUGAAAAAAAGGGGGAAUGAGAAUUACAGGAAGGGAAAUUUUGCAGAGGCUUUAGCCUUUUACAGUAAAGCAAUUGCCGUAUCCCCAAGCAAUGCCGCUUACCAUUUCAAUCGAGCCGCUACUUUAAUUGGGCUUAGGAGAUUGGCUGAGGCUGUUCGGGAAUGUGAAGAGGCUAUAAAGUUGGAUCCAGGGUACGUGAGGGCGCAUCAUCGUUUAGGAUCUUUGCUUCUUAGUUUAGGACAGGUUGAGAAUGCCAGAAAGCACCUUUGUUACCCAGGGUAUCAGGCAGAUGCAGUCGAGUUGCAGAAGCUGCAAGCAGUUGAGAAGCAUCUAAACAAGUGCACUGAUGCCCGGAGAGUUGGUGACUGGAGAAAUACAUUGAGUGAAGUUGAUGCUGCCAUUGCUUCUGGUGCUGAUGCCUCACCACAGCUUUGUGCAUGUAGAGCAGAAGCUCUCUUGAAGCUCCUCCAACUAGACGAUGCUUUUUUAGCAAUCUCGGACAUUCCUAAAUUUGAACUGUCUACUGGGAAGAUUUUCGGGAUGCUUUUUGAAGCAUAUAUAUUCUUUGUUAGAGCCCAAAUUGAGUUGGCAAGAGGGAGGUUUGAAAAUGCACUUACAGAUGUUGAGAAAGCGAGAAAAGUUGACCCACGUAAUGUUGAAAUCUCGGUUAUGCUCAAUAAUGUGAGAUUGGUGGGCCGAGCGCGUGCUCGUGGGAAUGAUCUUUUCAAGUCUGAAAGGUUUACUGAAGCAUGUUCGGCUUAU
Olea europaea var. sylvestris is the source of this 1949-nucleotide messenger RNA. RefSeq names its product TPR repeat-containing thioredoxin TTL1-like. The record is from RefSeq and is a predicted model, not a curated record. The transcript is spliced from 4 exons. Gene Ontology annotation, molecular function: protein binding. Gene Ontology annotation, cellular component: cytoplasm. NCBI's taxonomy places the organism in Eukaryota, Viridiplantae, Streptophyta, Magnoliopsida, Lamiales, Oleaceae. The annotation marks the transcript as partial.